AUGUCAUCUUCAUCUUCUGAAGAAGAACAAUCGCAGCCAAUUAGGGCUUCUGAAAUUCAGACAUCUUCACGAUCAUCGAGAGACGGCAAAGGGUUCCAGUUCGAAGAUAUCGAUAUCGUUAACUCUGGCGCUGCCGAUCUAUCGUAUCCUGUUGUUUGUCCUCCACCGAUGAUACUAUCAGGUUAUUCAAGACCUUUGCCACCCUCGGAGUACGAUCAAGCAGUCGCUUCUAAGGAAUCAGCGGCUAAAGCCGCCGAAGAAGAAAGAAACUCCAAGGAAGCCGCGUAUAGGGCAGAAGCCGAAAGGAAAGCAGCCCUUGAAGAAAGAGUCAACAGGAUAGUUGCCCUUUAUCUAUUGCCGAAGCCCAAACCAGAUCCCAAAUCACCCGCCGAGGUAGCUGCCGCCGCCAAGGAAGCCGAGGAAGCAUAUUACGAGGUAUUAGCGGACAAGGAGGCUGACGACGCAGCAGUAGCCGCUAGGUGGCAAGCCGUGAGAGAUGCAACCAAUCUGACAUCGUCGGAGUUGCCAACGUCCCAAACAGAAAAGAAGGAGAAAUGGAUGGAGUACUAUAAGUUGAUGCACGAUACCCAGGGUUUUGGCAUCACCUGGGCUCCUGAUGAUUCCUGCACAGCACCCAUCUUACCUCGUAAAUUCAGAGAAGAAGAGGAUAAAGUCAAUGAGAUGAUCCAGGAAUGCAUUGCCUUUUACAACAUCAAUCAUGACCAGAAAUACGCCUACGAUGUGAUUAAUAGCGAGAUCGAGAAUGUGGCAUUUGCACCCAAACUUAAUAGUACUCUGUAUUACAUUACCUUCACAGCCUUUGCAGUUGGUAAUUCCAAAAUCCAAGAAACCUUUCUAGGUCAGUAUCUUGACCAUCACCCCAUCAAGUUUCGUAGUCGUUUUUGUGGUUUAGAGAGUGAGUGUGAGAGUGAGGGUGAGGGUGAGGGUGAGGGUGAGGGUGUCGGUGUGGGUUAUGAGGAUUCAUCCGAGGAUGAGGACGACUCGUCUGAGGAUGAGGAUGAGGAUAAGGACGAAGAUGAGGAGGAGAAGGAUGACGACACCAACAAGGAGCAGGGCGAGGGCAAGGGUGAGGGUGUAGGUGUGGGUGUGGGUGAUGAGGAUUCAUCCGAGGACGAGGACAACUCGUCUGAGGAUGAGGAUGAGGAUGAGGACGAAGAUGAGGAGGAGAAGGACGACGACGACGACAACAAGGAGCAGGGCGAGGCUGAGGGAGAGAGUGAUGAGAGUGAUGAGAGUGAUGACAGUGAUGACAGUGAUGACAGUGAUGACAGUGAUGAGGCUUGGGUGGUGCAGUCACGAGUGGUCUUUUGCGCCAUCAAAGAUGAGGCAUUCCGGGAUUGGAAUCUGGAUCAGCCCUGCACACUUUCUUGCUGUCUACAGUUUAGCAUGUACCUUCGCAGUCUCGGGGGUCGCUCUAGUGACACAUUUUUGGACUACAUAAAGAAGCGCUUUCAGGACUCAAGGCAACAAGCAGGAACAUCAUCCUCUGUAGGGCAGAAUUCAGUCCAGUGAGCACCCUCUUCAAUGUAAUAACAAU
Messenger RNA from Oldenlandia corymbosa var. corymbosa, 1558 nucleotides. Lineage: Eukaryota; Viridiplantae; Streptophyta; Magnoliopsida; Gentianales; Rubiaceae. The record is from the annotation of a GenBank genome assembly.